UGCAUUAGGCGUCACACUGAGUUGGCCUCUUUGGCUCAUCUUCACAUUGUUAAGUCAGUACUAAGAAUUUGAUUCGCAUGGCAGAUAGAUUGGUUAAUAUUCCAAUCCAAGAUUUGGUGACCCUUCGAGAUUUCUAUAAAGCAGACUGGCCCACGUUUAAUAUUGGAUAUGGUACUGUGGAUACAUAUGUACGGUGGCUCAGUAAAGAUCCAAACAUCCCCCAUAUUCGCAUUUUCUCGUUGAAUGGUGAUUGGAGUGAUGGUACUUUUAUUGUUACGGAUUGGAAUAUGCUCUUUUGCAAUACUCGGAAUACGAGCUUCACCCGUCUAAUAAAAGCCUUGUCUCUCAUCGAUUGGAGUAAAGGAUACAUCAUUGCUUCCAUCGGAUCAAGAUUACUCGAUGUGAUAAAUAAGUUCGUCAAGGACAACAACAUUGACGUCGGUUACAUAAACCCCACAAAAUGGUAUCGGAUGCCUCAAGCCGAAGCUGCGAAGUUUGUUAUAAAUCCCCCUGAUGGUAUCACAUUUAGACCUCUAACCGAAGCAGAUGUAGUCACUGCAAACGCUUUAUGGCGCUUCAAUUAUCCUGGCUCCAUUGUGUAUUUGAAACGUCUGGCCAAGUAUAACAUUAGUAUUGGAGCUUUUACAUCUGAUGGACAGUUAGUUGCAUGGUGUUUCAGAAUUCCAGCAGGCUGUCUUGGAACGCUCGAAGUUAUAGAGUCGCAUAAACGAAAAGGACUUGGAAGCUUGAUGGUACGGGCUAUGGCUAAAUCUAUAGCUGAAACGGGGCAUGAUGUCUUCGCUCCAGUGGUGGUCGAUAAUUAUCCAUCGAUUAAAAUGUUUGAAAGACUCGGAUUCAAAGUUUGUGGAACAAUGAAUUGGAUUCCAACAGUUGAUCGUGGAAACUGGGAUGACAACGAACCGCAUUACUAGGAAAACUAACAAUUCAGUAGAAUUAUCUUUCAAAAAUUGGAUCAUUGCAUCGCUUUUUAAAGUAGUUUAUUACGACAAUUCAAUGAGAGAAAAAGAUUCAUUCAUUUAUAGUAUUUACUUCAACCAUGUGUACAUAUUCAACUACAUACUUGUAUUCUGGUUCACGUCAGUUGCUUCACAAUAGAAGUAUUUACCUUUUAACGACUGAGCUGUUCUUCAAUGUUAACUUAUCAGC
Messenger RNA from Hermetia illucens (black soldier fly), 1167 nucleotides. RefSeq lists its product as uncharacterized. The record is from RefSeq and is a predicted model, not a curated record. Bases 78 to 932 code for a protein of 284 amino acids. The transcript is spliced from 4 exons. NCBI's taxonomy places the organism in Eukaryota, Metazoa, Arthropoda, Insecta, Diptera, Stratiomyidae. Gene Ontology annotation, molecular function: acyltransferase activity, transferring groups other than amino-acyl groups.